Molecule: messenger RNA, 2167 nt
Organism: Polypterus senegalus (gray bichir)
Lineage: Eukaryota; Metazoa; Chordata; Cladistia; Polypteriformes; Polypteridae
Product: histamine H3 receptor
Exons: 3
Coding region: 534-1823 (429 amino acids)
Biological process (GO): adenylate cyclase-activating adrenergic receptor signaling pathway
Cellular component (GO): membrane
Molecular function (GO): histamine receptor activity
Source: RefSeq, a predicted model, not a curated record
AGGAGAGGGUGGGUGUGAAGGAGACAGAGACAGACACAGCGAGAGAGUGAGAGAGAGAGACGGAGGCGAGCUGCUGUUGGUGGCGUGCCUCAGGAGGAGAGUACUGAUGAGCGCGUUUUGUGCGCGAGCUUUAUCUGCUGUGACGGCGAGCAGGCUGUCUUACAGAUGCUGGACUGGCGGCUUCUCCGCGCCAACUUUAGUCACUGAUAAGUUCUGAAGUACGAAUAACUACACAGGAAGGAGUUACAGGAAUAACGAGUGGUUUAACGAAUGCGUCCUGCUCUGAUCUGUUUUCCAAGUGGGUAACACUGAGUAGUGUAGCAGUCAUCGGAAUUCUCUGCAGUCGGGGAAAAAAAUGAUAUCUGCCAAAGUUGUACACAGUCGAUGGUUAAAUGCCGUGACCGCACACUGCAGGAAAGUGUUGCUGGAGCCCCACGAUCAAAACGCUACACUUGAGUCACUUCUGUAGAAGCAACAGUCCUCCCAGGGCUUAUCCAAAAAAAAAAAAAGCUUAACGCAAAAGGGAGGUCGACAUGGGAGGAGAUUUCUUAGGCUCUAAUAUCAGCAUAGAGCCAGGUGCACCAAGAAGCACGGCAAAGGUGAGCGAAGAAGCCGCAUCCUUCUCGGGCGUUAUGAUGGUCGUCUUGUCAGUUCUCAUGGCCACGCUGGUUUUUGUUACCGUGUUGGGAAAUGCGUUGGUUAUACUGGCCUUCGUGGUGGAUAAAAGCCUUAGAAAUCAAAGCAAUUACUUUUUCCUGAAUCUCGCCAUUUCGGAUUUCUUAGUAGGUGCCUUCUGUAUUCCUGUGUACAUCCCCUAUAUUUUAACAGGCAGAUGGAUGUUUGGAAGGGGUCUGUGCAAACUGUGGCUGGUUGUGGAUUACCUCCUGUGUACUGCAUCAGUCUUCAACAUUGUUCUUAUUAGCUAUGAUCGUUUCCUCUCUGUAACUAGAGCUGUUACAUACAGGGCACAGCAAGGAAUGAGCAAGCAUGCAAUAUCCAAGAUGGUUGCUGUGUGGGUGCUAGCUUUCCUUUUGUACGGCCCUGCUAUAAUUUUUUGGGAAUUUAUUAUUGGAAAAAGCAAUGUUCCAGGGGAAGAGUGCUAUGCUGAAUUCUAUUACACCUGGUACUUCCUGCUGUGUGCAUCCACUUUUGAGUUUUUUGCACCUUUCAUCAGUGUGGCCUAUUUCAAUCUGAGCAUCUAUCUAAACAUCCGAAAGAGAAACAAAAGUAGGCUGAACUCUAUGAGAGAUGGAAACAGCCAAUUGCCAAGCUGUCAGGCUGAAGAUCAGAUGGGCUCAGUAUUCUUUGUGAAAACAAGCAGGUCCUUUCAGAGCGAAGCACUGAGCGAUGUGGUAGCAGAGCAAGAAACAUCUCCAUCCUCCACCUGCCAAAGCAACACAUCUUUCAUAUUCAAGAAGAAGAAGAAAAAAAAGAAGAAAAAGAGGUCAGGCACAUUGCGUUGCAUAAAUGUCCACCCAUCAGCCACAGAUGGAAGACUUGACACUCUGUCUCAGAAGAUAGCCCAGCAUUCCAGAUUAUCUAGAGAUAAAAAGGUGGCAAAGUCUCUAGCUAUUAUAGUAUGCAUUUUUGGCAUUUGUUGGGCACCUUACACACUUCUGAUGAUUAUAAGGGCUGCUUGCAGUGGACGUUGUGUUCAGUACCACUGGUAUGAGAUAACUUUUUGGCUGCUUUGGUUGAAUUCUGCAAUCAACCCUUUUCUUUAUCCUCUUUGCCACAGCAGCUUCAGAAGAGCUUUUGCAAAGAUUUUGUGUCCAAAGCGGCAGACAAUACGGCCUCAGAUAGAGCCACAGUCUUGCCAAUAGAACUGGGAAAUGUGGAGACACCUUUGUAUUUGAAUCUAAUAACUAAACAGAAACUUUUUUGGUAUUCCAAUCUAGGAAGUAAUGCUGUUUUCAGACUUCAGCUAAACUUUUUAACAAAAAUGGCCCAUUAUAUAUAGGGAUGUGUACAAAAACAGAACUUAUCUCAGUGUAAAUAGUGCUUAUUUUAAUGUUACAAAAUGCUGGCUAUUAUAUUUAAAUGAUUGUACAUUAUUCUACUCAACAAUAAUGACGUGUGUGUAAAAUACUGUGUAUGGAAUGUACUUCUAUGUUUCUUGUGAAAAUUAAGCAGCUUUGCAUCUUCAUAAACAUUUUUAUUUUUCAGA